ACUGAGCAGCCUAAAGGCGAAACAAUCAACUUCACGUUUUCUUACAUUUACUAAGACUUACAUGGUGCAUACUUGUUAAUUUUUAAUACAUGUCUUCCAACAACUGCUCAAUCUUGGAACAAUAGGCCUGAUACAUGCAACGAGCUUCCCAACUGCUCAGUCAGCAUACCACCUGUCCACUAAUUUCAUUUGUGAAGACCUCCCAAAUAUCAAAUCUCAACAUUGAUUGAAAUUCACGAUGUUUUACGAGGGUGAUCUGAGGAGCGGUAUCAAUACUGCUAUUGAGCAAUCUAAGCUUGUAGCUUGCUAUGUGCGAAGCCAAGAUGACGAGGAAGAGACCACAACUUGGGAGAACGAUUUCUUGAAGGACCCAGAAAUAGCGGACCUCAUCUCAUCAAAGGCGAUCCUCCUCCGCCUGUUGUCUCCCUCAGAAGAGGCGUCCUUUCUCGAACAAAUAUGCCCUAUCGUGAAGCUUCCAACUUUAGUAGUCAUUCAUAAUGGGGCCAUGAAGGAAUAUCUCACGUCUGGAAUAUCAAAAGAAGACUUUAUUAACCGGCUAACUCCUGUCCUAAAGGGAGAGGAGAGCUCCUUUUCGCCACUUUCCGGCAUCCCGGCCACUGGUGCAAAUAUGGGGGAGGCAUCUGAUAACAACCAAAACCAGGCAGCCAGCGUGGCUGCCCUCCUACAAGAGCGAAAGGUUCGCAUGGAGGCCGAUAAGAAGAAGAAAGACGCGCAAGAGAAGGCUGAACGUACCCGGAAGGCGGCCGAAAGAAAGGCUGCGGUAGAAUCUGGCAAGCCGGAAGAUCCGAAGAGAGCCGCCGAUUUGAAGUACGCAGCGCAGCAGAAAAAGCGUCAGCAGGAAGCCCGAGAGGAGCGAGAGAGGGUCUUGAAGCAAAUCGAAGAUGAUAAGGCAGAGCGAAAGGCGAGAGACGCUACACGGAAAGAACAGGCAAAGAUCGCGGCUGGCACCGAGAAUCCCAACCCCUUUACUGCACCGAGUUCAGAAAUGGGGUCAAUGAAGAGGGGUGAUCAUUGUGCGUUGAAAGUACGCCUAUUUGACGGAUCAGCAAUAAGCUCCCGAUUCCCGUCCGGGGCCACAUUGGAGGGAGAGGUUCGCGAAUGGGUUGAUCAAGAGCAGCAAGUUGCCGAAUCGCCAUACAUAUUCAAGCAUAUAUUGACGCCAUUCCCCAACAAAGAAAUAUCUAUUUCAGAGGAGGGGAACUCGUUGCAGGAUCUUGGUCUUGUCCCUAAUGCAACAUUGAUACUGGUCCCGAUCAAGGAUUUCACACCAGCCUAUGCGCAAGGGCCUGGGGUAACGGGCCUUCUUUCGAGUGGCGUCUCUGCGGGCUACGGUUUAGUCAGUUCUGGGCUCAGUUCUGGAUUCGGAUUUGCGUCUCGAGUAUUAGGAAGUGUGUUGGGAGACUCUGCCCAAGGACAGCCUCCUGCAACAGCAGCGCCUCCCGGGCAAGAACCAAGGCAAAGUGAACGACAUGAGCUGUACAACGGCGGUGGCCUCAAUUUCGAACCCAGGCGGGAUAACCAGGACAAGGAAGAUUAGAUAGUUGCAACAGGUUAUCAUUGAUAGAGUGGAGUUCCAGGAGUUGGAAUCAAGACUCCCAUCCGGAAUAUUACCGUUCAUGGCCUAUAGCGGGUAUGUCUUGAUAGCACGCAUUAUAUACAGAAAAACAAUCUACUUCAUUGGCAGGCCUUCUAUAAUAACAAGACAUAUUAGCAUCUCUUCUACUCAUUGUAAAGCAAGGGAAUGGGGGGAAACGUACCAGCUGCUCCAAGUACCACGAGCAAGUUUGCAUGUUGCCCUGGUUCUCAUCCAAG
Molecule: messenger RNA, 1833 nt
Organism: Pseudogymnoascus verrucosus
Lineage: Eukaryota; Fungi; Ascomycota; Leotiomycetes; Thelebolales; Thelebolaceae
Exons: 6
Coding region: 239-1558 (439 amino acids)
Molecular function (GO): protein binding
Source: RefSeq, a predicted model, not a curated record